UUCCAGUUCAACUUUGUUGUUUCAGUAAUCGAGCAUUAUGUCCAUGAGCAAAGAACCUAUUGUCAUCGUGGGCACAGGAGAUUUUGGAAGGGCGUUGGCGACAAGGCUCCAUCGCUUUGGAUUCAAAGUUGUACUUGGCUCGAGAAGUCCAAGCACCGUUGAAGCCAAAGUAAUCCCUCAACAUGUAGAACUGCUCGAGAACAAAGAAGCCCUACAACGUGGAAAUAUCAUUAUCUUUGCUGUUCACCGCCAAUCUUACGAAGCGCUUGCGAAUGAAUACCGAGACAUGCUAAAGCAGAAGAUCGUCGUAGAUGUAAACAAUCCACAAACUUCCAAGAAAGGAGCUCAGUCAAGUGGCGAGUAUUUGGGCAGUCUGCUACCUGAAAGUAAAGUUGUCAAAGCGUUUAACGUAAUCUCAGCCUGGGCACUUGAAUCUGAUUCGUUUGGUGGGAGUAAGCAGGUCCCUCUGUGCUCGAACAACGCUGAAGCACGAAGGAUAAUAUUCCAGUUGGUUCGUGAUAUCGGUUUUGAGCCUAUUGACCGAGGAAGCCUGAAAACAGCCGAGGAGCUCGAGUCCAUUCCAUUCCGUUUCUUCCCAUCUUGGAUUAGCCCUGUGGCGUUUUCUUUCAUCUUGUUACUGGUUAUCACGUUGUACGAAUUUCUGCGCAGAUACGUCAAUAAUGGAAGUGUAAAUAUCAGGCAGCCAGCAAGGCUCAACUUAAACGGGGAGUUUUCCAUGUUCUUUGGAAUCGUGGCUUUCUGUCUUCUAUGUGUAUUGGCAGUUUGUUCUCUUCCAAGCGUCAUCAACACAAUGAGCUGGAGGGAGUGGAAUUUUGCUCAGUCUGGUAUUGGUCAUGUGAUGAUUGUCUGCGCCUUUUGUCACAUGUUGACGAUGGGAACGUACUCGAUGAUACGAAGAAAGUGGACAUUAAGCUCCAAUUAUCGCCUGCCAUCUGUUUUCUACAUUGAAAUUGCUAUGGGCUUUUUGGUCAUCUUCCUCCGUCUCCUUCUCUAUACGCCUUGCUUGUAUAUCCCUCUGAGAAAGAUUCGACAUGGUUGGGAGAGGUCUGCCAAUGGAAACGUCAAACCAAAGGGCGGUGCAGAGUUAAGAAGCUAUGAAAACUCUUAUGUCUAAGCUGAUUUUAAUCAAAUUUAAAAAUUUGAGCUAGAAGUAUAAGAUUUCAUUGUAAGCUUGACAUCAGGUUUUCUCAAACUUGCCAUGGAACUGGCCAUAUUUGUCCUCGUGGUGCAUGAUGGCCACUUUAUGGAACUACUUAGUCGCAUUAAAGCCAAGGACCUCCUAUGGCCAGGGGUCUUUCAUUGGUUACAAGUCAUAGAAUAUAAACWACAUUGUAGUAUUGUAAUGACAGUUAAAUCAUUUGAAAAUAUGUCAGUGUACCGGUACCAAAGUGAAAAUGAUAAGAAAUUAUCGUAAUGAAAACAACAGCCCAUUACUAGGAGAGGGAAUAGUAUCCUAAUACAGGAGUGACCUGGCGUUUUCAUA
Molecule: messenger RNA, 1504 nt
Organism: Exaiptasia diaphana
Lineage: Eukaryota; Metazoa; Cnidaria; Anthozoa; Actiniaria; Aiptasiidae
Product: metalloreductase STEAP3
Exons: 3
Coding region: 38-1135 (365 amino acids)
Source: RefSeq, a predicted model, not a curated record